Etheostoma cragini (Arkansas darter) is the source of this 6191-nucleotide messenger RNA. RefSeq names its product DENN/MADD domain containing 1B (gene dennd1b). Gene Ontology annotation, biological process: endocytosis; endocytic recycling. Lineage: Eukaryota; Metazoa; Chordata; Actinopteri; Perciformes; Percidae. Gene Ontology annotation, cellular component: intracellular membrane-bounded organelle; nuclear speck; cytosol. Bases 372 to 3023 code for a protein of 883 amino acids. Gene Ontology annotation, molecular function: guanyl-nucleotide exchange factor activity; phosphatidylinositol phosphate binding. The record is from RefSeq and is a predicted model, not a curated record. The transcript is spliced from 24 exons.
GUCACCAAAUCUUUGACAGCACUUCCUGGAGUGGUGUUUGUUGUGGGAAAUAAACGCCGUGGUGGUGAACUGGGGAUUCAGGCUACAUUAAACGGCAGAAGGACGUCACAAACUACUACACUAUCCGACCUCCAAGCAUGCGGUCGCAGCAGCUUUCGAGCGGUAUUAGAUAAGGCAGAAGAAGGGACGGUUUCUAGACUGAGGAAGGACGAGGUGGACAUAUUCCCGGACAGCCAAGCAGAGCCAGAGCAGAGCCGCCGACAGCACGGAGUUGUCGCGAUGUGGUAGCUAAACCAUGGACUGCAGAAUAAAGGAGAAUCCAGAGAGAACCUUUGAUCUGGUUUUACAGGUGGCAUGUCCAACUACUGAAAAUGAAGAUCCAACCGUGCUGUGGAGCUUCCCCCAGGACCACACCGACCAGAUAUCCCUACGGUAUAGGGCCCAGUCAUGGGAGGGAAGGACGUGGAAAGAGCUACAGAUGCGAAGGAGAGUUAUCAGUAAUACAGGAGGUCCUUCAGACGAUACCAAAGUUCUGCUUUCCCUUUGACGUGGCAAGGGUUUCCCAGAAUCAGGUGGGGCAGAAUUUCACCUUUGUGCUGACGGACAUUGACGGCAAACAGAGGUUUGGUUUCUGUCGACUCACUCAAGGCUGCCGGGUCUGCAUCUGUCUGCUUAGCUAUCUACCAUGGUUUGAAAUCUACUACAAGUUAUUGAAUACACUGGCAGACUACCUAACAAAACAACAGGAAAAUGACUUGAAUGACAUGCUGAAUUCUCUCUAUGAUAUGCCAGUGCCAAAGCCCUUCACGCCAGUCAACCUGAGUGUGAAUGAGCAGUUGUAUAUUGCCACUGGGCAAGUACUGAGAGAUUGGCGGAGCAAAGAGCCGCACUCUUACUUCAUCGCCCCAGAUAUCAAUGGACUGCCAACUAUCCCUGAGAGCAGGAACCUGACAGAGUACUUUGUGGCUGUGGACGUCAACAACAUGCUCCAACUCUACGCCAGUAUGCUGCAUGAACGGCGCAUCAUCAUUACCUCAAGCAAGCUUAGCACUUUAACUGCAUGUGUCCACGGUGCAGCUGCUCUGCUCUUUCCAAUGUACUGGCAGCACAUCUUCAUCCCUGUUCUGCCCUCGCAUCUUCUGGACUACUGUUGUGCCCCCAUGCCAUACUUUGUGGGAGUUCAUCUUAGUCUGCUGGAGAGAGUACGCAGUCGAUCACUGGAGGAUGUGGUCAUUCUGAAUGUGGACACCAACACCCUGGAGAGUCCCUUUGAUGACCUGCACAACCUGCCCAGUGACGUGGUGUCCUCUCUGAAAAGCAAGCUGAAGAAGCAGUCAACAGCAACAGGAUGUGGCGUGGCGAGGGCCUUCCUGAGAGUGCAGGCCGCUCUGUUUGGAUCCUAUCGAGACGCCCUCAGAUACAAACCUGGGGAGCCAAUCACUUUCUGCGAGGAGAGCUUUGUGAACCAUCGAUCGAGCACCAUGAGGAACUUCCUAUCCAUGGCCGUCAACCUGCAGCUCUUCAAACAGUUCAUCGACGGACGGCUGGCCAAAUUGAAUGCAGGCCGCGGCUUCUCCGACGUGUUUGAAGAAGAGAUCACAGAGGGGGGCUUCUGUGGAAGUAAUUCAAGGUCUUACCAGCAAUGGAUGCAUACUGUGAAGAGAGGAGGAGCACUCAUCAACACAGCUGUGACUAAAGCCAAGAGUCAUGCCAAAAGGGGCAUCCGGGACAUUAAGGGCAGACUUAAAGCAAGGGAAGAAGAAGAAGAGGGGAUGAUGGUCUGUGCCGGGUCUCCCACCAGCACCAAGAGCCUGUCUCCACGGAGACUGCAGAAAAUGAGACAGCAAAACUUCAACAAGUGUCCCAUGAGCAUGAGCCCUCGAGAUCUUGGCUACAGGCUAGAUUAUGAUGAGCUGGACAGUGCAAGCAAGAUCUCCUCAGAGGACAGUGGGGAUGUCCCGUCGUAUAUCGAGGACAGCGACGACUCCUACUCACUAGACCUCGACAUGGACUCCUCCUGCUCAGGCCAGAUGAACUUGCUGGAGGAAAUCCUGGACUCUCUAAACACCACAACAAUUGAGCAAGGCAAACUUAGCGCUGCCAAGAGCCUGGACUUCUUCAGGUCCAUGGAUGAUUUAGACUACAAGGCUCCGUUCAAGCCCACACCUCCCAGCAAAUCUCAAGCUGCAGAUGAGAGUGGUUGUGGUGAAGGCGGGGAUCAGGGCGGCUGGAAUAUGGGCCAGGAUGACAGUGCGGUCCACGGAAAACACCUUCCACCAUCCCCACGCAGACAGCCCAACAAGAGCAGCCUGAAGGUCUCAAAAAAACCCGCGACAGCUCCCCCAGUGCCCAUCAUCACAGCUACUUCCCCAGCCCAGGAGGCUGACAUCUCCUGGUCACAGCAUCAUCAUCAACUCAACUCCGACGCUCACCCUGUACGUCCAGGGCGACAACCAGGAGACCGCUUCUCCUACUCGCCCUCAAUGUCCCAUAGAGUUACACCUAUCCCGCCAUCUCCCACUCUCUCUCACACCUACAGUUCUCCAGCAUCGGUUUCUCCCCUAAACCAUUCUCCUCCACCAGUGGGCCGGUCUCGAACCAUCUCAGACCCCCUGGGCAACACAGAGCCAUCUCAGGCCCAGAACCAGACUGCCUCCACCAGCAUCCUGAGGAGAAAAGUGCUGUCCAAGGAGACAGUGAGGCACUACCAGGAAAAGGCCCUCCACAGGCAGAGCAGCAAGGGCCGCCAAGAGGGUCAGGUGAGCCCGUCGAGGCACAGCCAGUCCGCUAUGCAGAUCCCAUGGGAGAAAGAGGUGUCAAAGGAGGGGCUCCUGGGGCUCGGCCUGUGCCUGGGUCAGGGCAAAAGCUCCGGGGCAGCUGGGGUGCAGGAUCAAGGUCUCCUUGAGGAGAUUGACUCCAUGUGUUGCCUUGGCUCAGUCUUACACACCAGCUUGCAGCUCUCGCAGGUUCACAGCAACAACAGCCACCAUCAGGUCCAGAGCAACGCCACAGACGAGUCGUAGAGACGUCAAAGACUCAGAGUUUGUAAAAUGCCAUAGGUUCUACUGAAAUCUAUUCACUGUAACUAUUAAAUUACAAUUAGCAACAGUCUAAGAGAACGUGAUCUUUUUAUAUCUCAACACUCAGCUAUCAGGAAAUAUGAACAAAUGUGAUUUCAGACAAACACAGCCUCGAGAGCACGAAACAGAAAGCGAUGAAUUUGUACACUGCACAACUCUCCAUCUUUAAAUACAUUUCUGUGUAAAAUAGAGCCCUGAAAACCUUUUUUUUAAAUCUUCAAACAAGUAAAAAAAAAUCUGAAAUGUUUCUGAAAAUUACCAUCUGUAUCUUGGCACAUAUAAUUUAUGAAAUAAGGUCUUUACUUCAUUUUUAAAAAGCAACAGUUAAAAUACAUUGAUUUCCAAUGGAAACAUGUUAAGUUAUCUCUCUACAGUGGGAGAUUUUUUUCACUUCCAAUUCAAGAUAGGUACGUUUGUGUAUUGGAUACUCUGAUAAAGUGACAUGCUGGUUGUUUAUAAAGUUGGAAUUUCUUAAACUCAGUGAAUUAUUUUGGUAACCAGGAGAGGGCACUUCUUUUUUUGAGACUUUUUGCUUGUUUUAGUAAAAAUACGAUUUUAUAAACUCAAUUACAAAGAUUAAAAAAAUCAAAGACUUUAAAAGAAGGAGAUUUUUGCAGUGUUUUUGUUGCUUAUCGUAGUGUCGUAGCUUGUCUGUAAUCAUGUAUUUACACGUGUUGUAUUUUUUUUAUCUUGUAACACAUUCACAAUGUUAUACCUGGAAAAAAGACCCAGGAAUUUCAUUUUGGGUAAGUAGCCAACCGUUGAUGUAGAAAUUUUCCAUUUUCAGUUAGGAAAGAAAAAAAUAAAUAAGGCUCAGUACUUUGUUAGGAUGAUGAAGGGAACACAUCUUCUCCACACCUCAUUACGUCUUUUACUUGCAGUGUUCCAAACAUUUCACGUCACCAAGUUAAAUUUGCACAUAUUUUGCUCAGUCUUGAACACAUGGUACUAAAAACAUUUGAGCAAAAAUUACAAAAUAAGACAAGAUUUUCAGACGCAAAGUCCACACAGGCUUAUGAAACUUAUUAUACACUGUGUAAUAUUAAUGUGUUUAACACCAUGCCUUAAAUGGACAUGUGAUUUGAAUCUUUAGAUGCCAUACAGGUACUUUCAGAUCUUAAAUGUAACAUUUAGUAGUAAUUAACUUUUUUUGUGUUCUACAGCACAGUCUGGCGGUGCGAGCCUAGUAGUACUUAAACAUUGUUUGCACUGUACUUCUCUGGAUUAAUAUGGUGCUUUAAGCUGCUCUUUUCUGAAUGGCAUUCCAGACAAAUUGAUGUGCAUGUAGAAACCUCUCUCGGUCUCUCUCCUCUUUCUCUAAAGAGAUGCAAAUACAGUCAAGAGUUAAAGUGGACGAAUAGAGAAUGCCCCUGUCAAAGCUCCCUGUCCUCUUUCUUUCUCCACCAUCAUCACUUAUCCCCUCAUGUUGUCUUGCCUCAUUUUCAUCCUUGUAGUCCUUUCAGCACAUCGGACUUUCACUCUCAACCUUAAAAUGCCAGCCAGUUGUUUCAGGGCUAAUGUGGUUCUAAGUUGUUGGAAAAGGAUGUUGGAUAAGGCUGGUGAAAUGUUCCCAUUGUGAACAAAUCUCAUGAAACAAUGCAUCGUGUACCCUUCCCCAAAGCUAUUCGUUCCUACAACAAACAUGGUCCCAAAUAUGUAACUUUGGUUUAGCUGGGAACUGUAGUUUUUAGCAACUUUUUUUACUCAUACAGGAGUGAAUAGUGUAUUAUAGGGACAUAUUUCCUGUUUGUUGGAUAAAUACAGUUUCUUUCAUAUUAUUUGUUCAUAUUACAAAAAAUAUCCAGUAUAAUGUCACCAGACUUAUCACAUAACUUUGUCUCCCUUUCUUUGCUCACAGAAAGUAAAUGCAAUACCUGUCCUUCUAGGUUCGAGUCCUACACUGUAAUGGAAUGCAGUGGUUGAUGAUUGUACAGUCAUUAAGCAAUAUGGUUCUCCUCAGAGAGUAGUUACAUGGAUGUAUACAGAGUCUAAAGAAUUUCUAUAUCAGACUCUCCUGUGGAGAGAAAACGCAGCGUCCAGAGAUUGUGGGUUCCCAUCAUUCUCUGCGUCGCCACAAACCCGGAAAAAAGAAGAAAGCUUUUUCAUGUGCUUGUGUUGGGAUUAUUACAUUUAUAGUUCGUUGUUCUUAUGAUUUAUGCCAGACGCCAGUCAGUGUGGCAGUUUAAUAGCAGCUAUUUCUCCGCUUUUCGAGUGCUGCUCUGCGUUUACGAUUUGCUCAUAAAGUCUUUGGCAUGCUUCUAAAAGCCCAGGAAUCAGUCCUAGUAAUUCCCCAAAAAAAGGAAAAACAGACUAGAACAAUCUCUGCACUGGCCUUAUUCAUUGUAAACACUUACAAAGCUUAUUCACUAUGCAAAUAUUUAAAAGGUUAGUUCUUUUAACAGUAAUUAAAUUAUAAUGCAUGGUUCUACUUGAAAAAUAACAAUCAAUCUAGUUUCUAGUAGGAGUAAGCCUCAUGUGUCCCUAAAUGAAUAAGUAUGAAAGUCUAUUUAACUGUGUGUGAGCUGAGGUGUCUAUGACAGAAUUGUGUGUAUGAUGUGCCUUAUACAGUAUGAGUACCACCCAGUAUAAUCAGAAAUAGGUACAGUAUUAUAGAAAGGAAGUGUAUGCAAUGUUUUCAGGCCACCUUAAAUCACAGACACUGAGCAUUAUGGAAUUAAUAUGAUAGAUGACCUAAAAUGAACUUAGGUACUAGCAUUGUUUUUACAGCUGUUUUGUUUUUCAGUUGCAGCUGCAGUUACUCAGCGUUUUUCUUUGCUGCGGUGGUCGUUGGGAAUCUUCCUGUUUGUAUUUAAUAGAAGAUCUUUGAAUUUCUCUGGGUUAUUUGACUCCUUGUAAAUUAGUUUUUGAUUUGAUUCUACCAUGAGGUGAUUCCUUGUAUAGUUUGUGUUCUUUUUUAUUUCUUUUUUAGUUUUCUCUCUUUUUUUUAAAACAUAUUUUGAGCUAAUUGCAUUUAAAGAUGUCUCUCAGAGGAGUUUCUGUAGUUCAUUACAUAUUGAUGACAAAUUAUUUUCAACUAAAUAGACGUGUAUUUUUGCUGGCUUGAGGUUAUUUUACAUGGAUAGUAUAUGAUUGGUGUUGUAUGUUGUAAAA